This is a messenger RNA of Chinchilla lanigera (long-tailed chinchilla), 1836 nucleotides long. It is a transcript of the gene Ier3ip1, whose product is annotated as immediate early response 3 interacting protein 1. The coding region runs from base 107 to 355 and encodes 82 amino acids. The record is from RefSeq and is a predicted model, not a curated record. NCBI's taxonomy places the organism in Eukaryota, Metazoa, Chordata, Mammalia, Rodentia, Chinchillidae. Gene Ontology annotation, cellular component: Golgi membrane; COPII-coated ER to Golgi transport vesicle; endoplasmic reticulum membrane. The transcript has 3 exons. Gene Ontology annotation, biological process: endoplasmic reticulum to Golgi vesicle-mediated transport.
UUGGGCCCCACCGGCACCCGUAAGACAGCCUAGGAGGCGACGGUGCCGCCACGUCCGCCGCGGUGGCGAGAGUAUUGGUUGGAUUUCUAGGCGGCGGCUGGUGACCAUGGCUUUUACUCUAUACUCGCUGCUGCAGGCGGCCCUGCUGUGCGUAAACGCCAUCGCCGUGCUGCAUGAAGAGCGCUUCCUCAAGAACAUUGGCUGGGGAACAGACCAGGGAAUUGGUGGAUUCGGAGAGGAGCCAGGAAUUAAAUCUCAGCUAAUGAACCUUAUUCGAUCUGUAAGAACUGUGAUGAGAGUGCCAUUGAUAAUAGUGAACUCAAUUGCUAUUGUAUUGCUCUUACUUUUUGGGUGAACAUCAGUGGAAGAAACAGAGACUUCUGAUGCCGGCAGAAAUUACUGCUUUGGUCAUUACUGAAAUAGUCAAUUCUUAGCAGGCCAGCCUUGCACUCGGCAAAAAUGUAAAGUUGUCAAUAAAACCACAGUUUUUAUUUGUCUGGGUUUUUUUUUAAUGUUGCACUUGUACAUUCAUUACAAAAUGAUCAGAUCAUCAGAGCCAGAAACUCUCCAGGAUUGGACUGUUUGAUUGCUAGCUGUUAAUAAUAGUUUAUACUAUGCUAUGAUAAAGAUUGUUAGAAUGGUAUAGGACUGUUGCUUCUGCUUUUUUGGAGGGGGAUUGUUUUGUUUUGAGGUAUUUUUUUAUCUCUCACUUCUCAGGGAUAUAUUUUUUUUUCCAAAGUUUUGAAGUUCUUUGUGACUUAGCCAUGACAUGAAAGUCAUUAUCCCCCUAAAUAAAAUUUGAAAGAUUUUUUUAAAAAAAUAAUUAUUAUAUAUAAAUGGUAAAUAGGUAAUCUCAAUAAUUUUAUUUUGAAUUUUUUAGUUAAAUAUUUAGUUAAGUAUCUGCUGUGCUGUGAAGAAUUUAAAUUUAUAGAGGGACAAUACUCUUAUUCAGGGGGAAUUCUAAUUCUGUAAGUCACAUAAUGAUUUUUUGGUUUUAUUAAUUGGCUUAAAUUAGACCAGAUUGAUAAUCUACAUGUUUUCAUUAGUAGAAAGAUCUAUAUAGAAAAGUUUGUGCCCUUUUUACAAUGAUGACUUAGUUAAUAAAUCAGCACAAAUACUAGCCUACAAGAGCAAUCUUGAGCAAUCAUAAACUAUACUAUUUAAGAUGACUUUAUUGUGAAGCAUGUACCUCUCCCAAAUUAUCAUGUUUCCUUUUCUUGAUGGAACAGUAUAUUAAAGGGUAUGAUUCUAAUUCUUUAUUGUAAAUAAGCAUUUGUGCUAGAUAAGUUGUUUUUAUUAUGUCUUAGAUCAUCUUGUGAGGAUUUUUGCUCAUCCCAUACUAGUUUUAUGUAGAAAAGUUAAAACUGUAAAUGGUUUUUGUGAAAAUUACCAGUUAUAAUAUUUGAAAAUAGAAUCUUUGUUUAUAGAACUUUUAUAAAUAAAGUUGAAUUUCCUAGACAAGCAUUUGUUUUUGUACCUUAGUAUAAAUGUCAUUGUUAACUGUAUUAAUAUCUUUUGUGUAAAAUAUCUAUUUAUGUUCUUUGCUGUAGAAUUGCUAAUUUAUAGAUUUCUUUCUUUUUUUCUGGUAUUGAGAAUUGAACCUAAGGCCUAGCACUUGCUAGGCACGUACUCUAUCCAUGUACACCCUUAGCCUUUUUUAUUUUGACAGUCUCAGUUAGUUGAGUAGGUUGGUUGCAAACUAGCAAUCCUCCUGCCUCGGGCUUCUAAGUAGCUGGGAUUACAGGUAUAGGCCAUUGUGCUUGACUGGACUUAAUGACAGUAAAUGUUCACAAUCCAUUUUUUCUUCAGUAAAUAAAUUGAAUUAUUGACAUGUCA